This is a messenger RNA of Mauremys reevesii (Reeves's turtle), 3116 nucleotides long. RefSeq names its product deoxythymidylate kinase (gene DTYMK). The coding region runs from base 934 to 1569 and encodes 211 amino acids. Gene Ontology annotation, cellular component: cytoplasm; mitochondrion; cytosol. NCBI's taxonomy places the organism in Eukaryota, Metazoa, Chordata, Testudines, Geoemydidae. The transcript has 5 exons. Gene Ontology annotation, biological process: dUDP biosynthetic process; dTTP biosynthetic process; dTDP biosynthetic process. The record is from RefSeq and is a predicted model, not a curated record. Gene Ontology annotation, molecular function: dTMP kinase activity; ATP binding.
AGCUGUAUAUCAAUAAGGAGGCGGGGCAACGGCACAGGCGCCCAGGGGGGAAGGAGCAGGUGUCAUCCAAGGAUUGGGAGGUGGUCCCAGCAUGCGCGCAGCACCCGCCUUCCCUCAUGGAGACACACCUUCCCUUCCGCCUCUCCUCCGCCCCAGCCCGGGCAGCCGCCCCUCUCCCUAGCCUCGCCGUGGCAGUGCCAGCCGCCCCUCUGCCUAGCCCCGGGCAAUGACAACCUGUAACUAGCCCCCAGCCUGGAGCAGUGACCGCCUGUAACCCCUCCCCCCCCGGAGCAGUGACAUCUCCUCACCCCACCCCAGGGGCAGUGACAGCCGCUCUCACAUACACACCCAGGCCGGGACAGUGACAGCCUCUCCUCACCCGCCCCAGCUUGGGGCAGUGACCGCCUACCCCGCCGGAGCAGUGACGACCUCUCCUCCCUACCCACCCCGUAGCAGUGACAGCCGCCCCUCGUCCCAAGCCGGGACAAUGACAACCUGUAACUCGCCCCCUGCCUGGGAACCGCCUGUAAUCACCUCCCCUGUGACAACCUGUAACCCGCCCCGCCCUCCCCCAGCUUCUCCUCUCCCCACCUCCCCCAGCCCGGAGCAGUGACAGCCUGUAACCGCCCUCCAGCUCGGGACAGUGACAACCAGUAACUCUUCCCCCACCCGUCUAGGGAAACGGUAGCUGUCACCCCCAUAGCCAAGCCCGGGGCCGGAGCAGUGUCCCCGCACAGUCCCCCGUCUAAGGAGAGGGCGCCCCCAGUGUAGCUGCCGACAGGCAGGUGCCCUAGGCAAACCCUGAACCCCGUCCGUGCGCUCUUGCCCCACGGCGGGGCUAGGCAGGGUGGAGCAGCGGGCGGGGCUCCGCCCGGGCGGACUUGGAGGCCUGCGGCAGCCCCUGCUAUCCAAACUGUCCCCGUGUGGCUCUCUAUGGUUCUCCGGAAGCGCACGCUCCUCCUACCCGUGCCUAUCUCUUCGGGAGUGGUAACGGUUGUGGUGCGUGCCGCCGUGGCCAUGGCGUGCAGACGCGGGGCGCUGGUGGUGCUGGAGGGGGUGGAUCGGACCGGGAAGACCACGCAGAGCCGGAGGCUGGUGGAAGCGCUCCGGGCAUGUGGGCACCUCGCCGAGCUCCUGCGAUUCCCGGACAGAACAACAGAAAUUGGGCAGCUAAUUGGCUCCUACUUGGAGAACAAGAGCAAUUUGGAAGACCACACAGUGCAUCUGCUUUUCUCUGCUAAUCGCUGGGAACAAGUGCCGUUGAUUAAAGAGAAGUUAAAUCAAGGCAUCACUCUAGUGGUGGACAGAUAUGCCUUUUCCGGGGUGGCCUUCACAAGUGCCAAAGAGAAUUUCUCCUUGGAUUGGUGCAAACAGCCUGAUGUAGGGCUUCCAAGGCCAGAUUUGAUCCUAUUUCUUCAGUUGAGCACGUCGGAGGCGGCAAAACGAGGGGACUUUGGAAAUGAACGCUAUGAGAACAGGUCCUUCCAGGAGAAAGUUCUACAGAAUUACUACCAUCUGAUAAAGGACAAGACUUUAAACUGGAAGGGGCACAAGGGUCACGUGAUUUGAAGCUGUCAGACUGGUGAGUGAGGGACCUGUUGCUCCAAUUCAAUGAAAGCUGCCAUGGAAAGAAGCUGCACACUACAGGACACAGUGUGCUCAGGGAAUCGAAAGCCUCAGAGCACGCAACAUUUUAUUUGAAUACAGUCACUAUGCACACCCAGGAUGAGAGCUCCAAGGCCCCACUCCCGCAACUGGAUCUGUGAACACAGUUCCCUGUGUCGGCAUGGAGCCCUCACUGAGCUUCCCGAAGAUACAGGGGUUCACCCAGUUGCACAACUGGAACCUCAGACUGCACACUCAACAGAUGUCAGUCAGAUACACAAGCACAUCUGUUGCUUAUUAAAAAAGAAAACACAGGUAAUCAAAUAUGAGACGCGACAUCCAUUCAACAGCAUAGUCAAGAAUUUACAUGUAAAAGAGUCAAGAGUCAAAGUUAUGAUUCCUAGUGAGUAUAAUUACGACACACUGUACAUUAUAAUGGAAUUGCUAGUGCUCCAGGUAUAUUUAAGGUUACCAGAGCAUUUUCACUAUAAACCCCAUUUUCAGGUGAUCAUAACUUUCCAAAAGUUCCACCCAUUGGGCUGAAAUUCUCCAGACCUGGUUUACACCAAAGGCAAAUAUCUAGACACAUUUGAACAAAACAGUUCUGCUAUUUUUGAGUAUGAGAAGAGUGGGAAAACAUACAUGAAUGUAUUUUCUCGAUUCUGGUUUUGCUUUGUUUUGGGGUUUUUUGGUAAUUGUGUCCUUGAAAGCUUUAGAGUCAAAAUGGCUGGAAAUAAUAGGUGGAAAUUAGGCAGGCAAAAAGUCUUUUGGACGUUCGCCUGAAAGUCAGUUGGGAUUUGUCAGAGUUAUUGAGGUUUUGCACCUCAAGUUUUGAAUGUAUAUAUUAACAAUAAUCUACAAGCAUUCAGAAAGGGAGAUAAGUUGCAAUGGAUACAUGUGUGCAGAUAACAGGUGCACAUUGAAUAGGUGGGCCCACUUUCAUUCAGUGAUUAUUUAUUGCCUAUGCAGCUAAGGGGACCAAAUGUGCCCACUACAAAGCUUUCAACUACGCAAAGCACACACUCAAGAAGGCAGAACUGUCUUGUCUCAUGAAUCCAGGCACGUUGUGAACUAAGCAAGGCUGUACAGAACCUUGCCUUAGUGAGAGCACAUCUUGCACAGGACAUACCAUAGCAUUCCAGCAGCAUCCCCCCCAAAGAAUCACUGAUUAUGGAAUUUCUUUUCCCUUUUAACUUGACCUAGAACAAGCCAUUAAAAAAUUACAUUGAGAUAGUUAGGGUUGCACAGUUCAGCACUCAAGUGAGGAAAUACUAAUACAUUAAGACUGAACACAACCUACAACUGUUCCCUUUUGCACAGGCAUUUAAGACUAAUUAUAUUACCUGCUUCCUCUCAUAAUACCAGGCAUCUCUUACAGUCUUGUAUGGUGUGCAGUGAAUGAGCCCUUAUCUGUCUGUGUGCAUCUUGUAUAUAAAUGACUUAGCACCAGUUUAUCUGGCAUAAACUGGUAGGAGAUCCUACACGUGAAUGCAUGUAAGGUUGUAAAACAA